AGGCCCCUACUUUAAGUAGGAAGUGUAUAGCACUCCAGAGGAGAUGAUGUAUUAAGUCUCUUGCAGCAGAAUACAUGUGUCAGUCUUUUAGGGUGCCACGACAGCACCGUGAGCUUAAUAUAAAGGGCUAAAAGGAACAUGUGUUCGUAUCUUGGGUGCCACGGGCCUCUUCCGUCGUUUUGGGGUUUUUUUUUUUUGUGGCGGGAGGGGAGCGCAUUUGGUAUUUUGGCGUCUGCCCCUUUAAAAGCGACGCCAUUCGGUUUCGCCCUCGCAUCACGUGACCCGGAAACCGCUCUAGCGGCGCCUCAAUAAAGGCGGCGCGGAAAGCUUUGUCGCGCGCUUCGAGAGGCGCCCGAGUCACGUGGCAAAUCUGCCCGGAUUGGGCGCCACGAGCGAGCGGGUUUGACUGGAUAAAGAGGAGCAGAGAACAAGGCGGGUCGCCGCUCUGGCACAGCGUCUCGCUGCGAUCUUUUAAGGCCCAGCCCUUACUCGGAGGACUAGAGCAGCACGCACUCUUAUGACGAAGGUCCGCCGCGCGCCGCUGCGGGGCAGCCGCACGAGACUGAGACCUACCUGAUCGCCUCCUCCCUUCGGCCGGACGCUCCAGCUCCUGUCUGUGGCUGGAAUAUGGUUCCUCAGCAGAAGAUACUGAUGUGACUGCUACUUGCAUAUCCCACUUUGUGGUCUGGACUGCAGCACCUUGGGAGAGGAGACAAGACACAAAGCUGAGCCUAUGAUGUAUACCAUCCUAGUUCCAAAUAAUUAAGCACCCUUAGGAAUUCUCAUUGAACUUAUUUUAACUUGAGUCUUUUCAGCUCUUAGAAUUGCCUUGAACAGAUUUCACCCUGUUGGCCACUAGUAUGAUGCCAUCUCCUUCGAAGUGUGUGCAAGAACUUCUGUUAAUCUUUGCCUUCAGUUUGGCCUCCUGCAGGGCUACUGAUGCCCUGUACCAUGACUACUGUGUCAUUGGGGCUGGCCCCGCGGGCUUGCAGAUGGCAUAUUUCCUCCAACAUGCAGGCCGAGACUAUGUGGUCUUUGAGCGCAGCCAUGCGCCCGGGGGCUUCUUUGCCCUGUAUCCACGCCACCGGAAGCUUAUUAGCGUCAACAAGCGUUACACUGGCAAAUCCAACAGUGAGUUCAACCUUCGCCAUGACUGGAACUCGCUACUCAGCCACAACCGCCGGCUGCUCUUUCGACACUACUCCAAGGACUUUUUCCCAGACGCUGAUGCCAUGGUGCGUUACCUGGGGGACUUUGCUUCCAUGCUGGACCUCCAGGUGCAUUACAACACGUCCAUCACCCGUGUGAUGCUGGAAAAGGACAUUAAGGCAUGGAAUGGCCAUUUCUUCAUCCUAACUGACCAGAAUGCUCAAUUUUAUAAAUGCAGUGUCCUAUUGGUAGCUACAGGAACGUGGGUUCCUAACAAAGUGAACUUCCCCGGUUCAGAAUAUGUUGAAGGCUAUGAGUCUGUCUCCAUCGAUCCAGAAGACUUCGUUGGCCAAUCUGUACUGAUCUUGGGCCGAGGAAACUCUGCCUUUGAGACAGCGGAGAACAUUUUGGGCGUCACCAAUUUCGUGCACAUGGUGGGCCGCUCUCGUGUUCGCCUUUCCUGGGCCACUCACUAUGUUGGAGAUUUGAGAGCCAUUAACAACGGCCUCCUGGACACGUAUCAGCUGAAGUCCCUGGAUGGGCUUCUGGAAGGUGACUUGGAAGACUUGGUUCUCGUCAAGGAUAAGAAAGGAAAGCUGCACAUCACCCUCCGCUUCUACCUGGAGAACAGCAACAGCAGCGAAGCAGAGUCCAUCCUCCUCCCUCAGGACGAGCUGGACAACUUUGCCACUCGAGCACCUUACGACCGCGCCAUUGGCUGCCUUGGCUGGAAAUUUGACUUCUCCAUAUUCAACAAGUCUGUGGGGCUGAUACCAGGCAAAGGCAGUAAGAAGAAGUAUCCUCUGAUCAAGCCCAGCUACGAAGCCAAAGCCACUCGGGGCCUUUUUGUUCUGGGAACCGCAAGCCACUCAGUUGACUUCAGGAAAUCUGCUGGAGGCUUCAUUCACGGGUUCCGAUACACAGCUCGAGUAGUUCAUCGCUUAUUAGAAGUCCGUCACCACGGAGUCCCCUGGCCAUCCUCCCUCUACCCCAUUAUGCAGCUAACGAAUGCCAUUGUCAAGCGAGUGAAUGAGGCAUCUGGGCUCUAUCAGAUGUUCAGUGUGCUAGCGGAUGUCAUUCUGCUAAAAGAGAAUGCCACAGAAUUUGAGUACCUGGAGGAGUAUCCGGUUGGGGUCCUGCAAGACCUGGAAUGGCGCACGGGAAAAAAAGUUCAGAAUGGGCUUUUUGUCAUUGUGAUGGAGUAUGGGAAGAAUUUUUCUGGAGCUGACAAGGACGUCUUCUAUUACAACCGUGCUGUGGGUGAAGCACGCCAUGCUUGGCAGUCCAAUUUCCUGCAUCCUGUCAUUUAUUACUACAAACGCCUCCCUACUGAGCGUGAAAUGAGGCUCUGCCCACCAGACUGGCCCUUGCCCCGCCCAGACGCCAUCCAUCACAUUGUGGAGGACUUUCUGACAGACUGGACCGCUCCAAAUGCCCACAUCCUCCCGUUGAGACGGUUCUUGGAGAAUUGCUUGGAAACUGACCUGCGCAGAUUCUAUGCAGAAUCCUGCUUCCUGUUCGCCCUCACACGUCAGAAAUUGCCUCCCUUCUGCCAGCAGGGAUAUAUGAGAAUGCAAGGGCUCAUGGGUAAUGAGAGGCUUAGUCGUCAUGGAGUAGAAGCAGGACUGCUUGAAGACUACACUGCUGUGGACUCCCCAGAUGAGCGGGAAACUGGCAGUACACAGUCACAUGACCCGCUGUUGGAAGAUCACAUGAUACCAAACCACCAGCUGCAGCAUCUUAUAAGCACCAAGGAUGAACUUUAGCCUUCCUUAGACUGCAUCAGAAACCACAAGGAUUGUGGUCACGGUACCAUGACAUAGACCUCUCCUGGGGCUCCAGCUUCCACUGCGUAUACUUGACUUGGAUUCCUGCCCAUUCCUUUAUGGGGGACCAUGACUUGCCAAAGACUUGUGUAGAUCUGUUGUUAUUUAUGAAGAGCAGAGUCCUUUACACAGGAUAAGUGAGGGCUGAAACUGGGUAAUGCUGAGGCAUCCUGUCGCUCCUGUUCACUGUUGUAGCCUGCUGAUGGUGUUGCGUUUCUGCUGUAGGGGCCAGUCUCUAGCUUGUCACAAGGGAGAAAAAGGGAUGGCACAGAUGACUUGCCACGAAAUAUUAUUCCUGACUGCAUGUUUUGUGGUGGUCCACAGCAGAAGUCAUUGGUUAUGGAUGCUAUGUGUUGUUUUGUCCUUGCAUAUCCUUGCAGAUUCUGUAUGUGCAUGACUUUACAAUCAGUUCGGUAGUAUUGGCUAAAGGAAUGCUGCUAAUGUGUAAUGCAGGGAAAUAUUAUUGUAUCCAGGAAAAGAAGGGGGAUGUCUCAAGACUCUGCUAAGGAUGAGCAGCUAGACCUGGAUCCCUUUGUUCCAUGUUUGAGAAAAUGCACUGCUGCCACAGUCCUCAGCUUGUUCUGCAGAACUGGCAUUCUUGUGUGCCAGCUUGCCCUUGAAAGGAAGGAGAAUUCCUGCACACUUAACAAAAUCUCUCUCCUGUUUGCACUACACCCAGUUAGAAAGCUCCCUUAAUUCAGUUCAGUUGUGAUGAAUUUUUAUUUUCUAUUGUGUUUGUAUUUGUAACAUCCUAUUUUUUUAAAAAAAUGCAAGAGUAGGUAGGAAAACUAUCUGCACUUUAUUGCACCCCUACACACUUCCAGCAGACCAAACUGGAAAGAGUCCGUCUCUUAUCUAUAUUCCCUUGCUCUUUAGCAGAUGGACAGAAUAGCCUUCUUCCUGCCACAAUCAUGGCACUUGUGCUUCCUGGGGAGACACCUUUCCAGCAACUGAUGCUCUUUGCAAGGGAUACACUUUAGCCCUAUUGCUUUAUUUAUAAAUACUUAAACCUCAUUUCUUGCCUACCAUUUGGUCUGGAGAAUUGAAAUGAAAAGGGGUCCUAUGCCUAACCAAAACGCUGCUGCAAAUUUAGAACUCUGCAGGAUGAACUUACAGGUUUAGGGCACAUGGAAGGGAAGGACCCGUGACACAGCGGCUGCACAUGUUUUGCAUGCAGACAAUCUCUGGGCCCAAAGGCAUCACUUUUUUUUAUUCUGUCUCUUAAGUGACUCUUUAAAACCAGAGAUCCUGGUUUAAAACAAACUCUGGAUAAAUAGGCUGGCUUCUUGGCCUGUGUUUUGAAGUUGGCUUGUUUUGAAACUGAAAAUAAAUUGUUCUAAACCAGGGUAUCUAGUUCAUUCAUAAUGAGCCAGGAUUCUGCAAAACUGAAAGUAAACACUGGCAAAAUGCUUCACCAGGCUGCAUUAGAGGAGAAGGGGAACAAGCUCCCAUUGGCACAUGUAGCACUAAAAACUAUGUCUAAUACUUUUCUAGGUCUUUUGCACUUAGGGGCCUCUGGCUAAGUUGGUGCAUGUGAUGAUCAUACAUCUGUCAUACUGGGAGAUUUGAAUUCCUUAUCUAAAAGAUAGUGCAGACUCAGUAUAUACAGCUUUAUUCUCUCCCUCUCUGCUUAUAUUCCUGUAAUUACUCCAAAGAACCUAUUGACAGUAUAUGUGUUGCCUUUAACUGGUGGUUUUCUUUUUAAAAAAUGCUUUAGAAAGGGGUCAUUUUCUGUCACCCUUUUCUCUGUGUGUCUUGGGGUAAAAGACAGAUGCAGUACCAAGAGAGGGAUCACCUUUGUUCAGUUCAACCUGAGGCCACGCCAGAAACCUGCAGGACUUUCUCGCUUGAGAGUGUGCCACUAUCAAGCUACCGCCAUUCCUCUCAGCGUUUUGUUCAUCAUCCUUAACAAGGUACUCAGAUUGGUGGUCAACUAAGCUUGACUCAGAGUAGACUCAUUGAAAUUAAUUGACUUAAAAUCAUUGUAGAGUUGGAAGGGGCCCCCAAAGUCAUCUAGUCCAACCUAAUAUAGUGCAGGACUCACAGCUAAAGAAUCCCUGACAGAUGGCCAAACAGCCUCUUUUUCAAUGGACGAGAGUCCAUCGCCUUCCAAGGUAGUCUAUUUCACUGUCAUGUUCAUUCAUUUCAGUGGGUCUGUUGUAAUGGCUUAGUUGAAUACCACCCUCAAUCAUCUUCUUCUUCCAGGUUUUGCUGCUGUUUCCUAAGUGUAAUCAGUACAGCCCAGAACACAGAUUCAUCAUGGCCAAGGCUCAAAUUAAUACAAAUGUGUCAGGGGUUAGGGCUGGAGAUUGCAAAAGUAUUGCUUCACCAGCCAAAGCCAGAGUUUACCAAAAUCAGUGAUUUUGCAAGACAUUCUUCAGAGAGGAUGGGCUUUGCUACUGCUCCACAGAGACUAUGCCCUUGCUGUUUGCCAGGUUAGAAUACCUGAGUAGCUCAGCAACCCAUUACUCUGCUGUCAGUGCCUAGGUCACUUUCAGAUUAUUUGCACAGAAUUUAGUGGUCCUGUGGCAGACUGGGAAAGUCGCAGUUUCUUUUUUAUGUGUUCAUUUUUUCAGAACAGUAUUUUUAUUAACUUAUUUUAAGAUACAUGUCAUGAUCAAAUGGAUCAGCUGUUGUAAUGGUGUAGUAUAUUGCAUAUAAGUUUUGUACGGUUGUAUUAUUGUGAUGAACUUUAAAAGAAAAAAAUUGUUUUCCAACCCCA
This is a messenger RNA of Podarcis muralis (Common wall lizard), 5697 nucleotides long. RefSeq names its product FAD dependent oxidoreductase domain containing 2 (gene FOXRED2). Gene Ontology annotation, cellular component: endoplasmic reticulum lumen. The record is from RefSeq and is a predicted model, not a curated record. Gene Ontology annotation, biological process: ERAD pathway. Lineage: Eukaryota; Metazoa; Chordata; Lepidosauria; Squamata; Lacertidae. Gene Ontology annotation, molecular function: flavin adenine dinucleotide binding; monooxygenase activity.